Molecule: messenger RNA, 4972 nt
Organism: Paramecium pentaurelia
Lineage: Eukaryota; Ciliophora; Oligohymenophorea; Peniculida; Parameciidae
Source: the annotation of a GenBank genome assembly
AUGUUUUUUGAGAAACUUAGGAUCUAUAACACAAAGGAAAAGCUAAUUGAGAGAAUAAUUCAGUAUAAGAGGGAGGAGGAGUUAAGAAGAAACAGUCCGAUAAGAGAAAAAAUCAAAAGAACUAGUAUUGAUAAUUACUCAAUAAUUUUAGUAUCAACUUGUUAAACUUAACGAACAGCCUUCAAUUGUAAUAAUAGAAUUUCAGUGUCCCCUAAGAUUUAAUGUAGUUUAGAUAUUGAGAAGAUAAAGAUGCCAUUUAGUUAAGAAAGGGACGGUCAUCUAACUAGGGUGACAGAAAUCCCAGUUAGACAACAGUUUUAUAUUUGAGUUUAUAAGUAGUUUGGCGACUCCUUAACCUCCUCAAAAAAGCAUAAUAGACCAUUUGAACGAGUUGGAAGAAGAAAAGAUGAUUAGGGAGUUGCUUGAUAAUUACAAGCCAGAAUUAUUCGAUGAUAUGAUGGAAAAUGAUAUUCAAGAAAUAGAGAGGUUUAAUGAAGACGCACACGCAAAUUCAAUGAAACAAUUCUCUUAUUAAGAUUACAGUCCUCAAAGAAUGAAUAUGAUAAAAAAGCAUCAACAUCAUCAUCAUAAAUCAAAUUCAACUCGUAAUAACAAUAAUAAUAAAUAUGAUUAAUAACGUUAAUUAUAUUUGUAAUAAUUGGAAUUCAAGGGAGACAUUUAUUAAGAGUAAAAUACGGAUAGAGGAAGAUAUCUAAAAAGGUUUAGAUUAGCUAAGUAAAUUAAUUGUAUAUAUAAUAGCAAAAAUUUGAACAAGGUUUGUUAAGAGGAUUUUAGAAAAGUUGUAAAAUCAUAAAAUAAGCUGGAAGACUUUGCACAAUUCUAUAAAUAACCACCAAAUUUAUAUAUGCAACUAAAUAAGAGUUCACAUCAAUAAUCUAUUUUUUAAAGUGGAUUGGGAUUGGUCCAGUAGUGCAACCACAUCUAAAUAGCUAAUGCAUCUGGCUAGAUUAGAACAAAUUAAUAAGUGAAGGUUUUUUCUGAGGCUUUAAAGACUUCACAAUGUAAGACUUUAACUCAUUUAAAAUUGAGCCACAAUAAACUCAAUUCAUUGAAGUAUUAGACCAAAUUUAAUUUAGGAUUUAAUAACUAACAAAAUCUUUUCCUUAACAUCUUUAAGAAUUAGAUUUAAUGAACAAUGGAUUGGAUUCUAAAGCCUGUCAAUUGUUAUCAAAAUAUAUAUAAAAAUCAGCAAUAAAGAAGGUGAAUCUUGAAAAUAAUCGAAUAGGUGAUUUGGGUAGCAAUGCAUUAUGUUUAGCAAUAUAAGAUCACGAUUAUUUACUUUAUUUAAAUUUAUCAAAAAACAACCUUACUGAACAUUGUACUAUUGAACUUUCUAAUUAUAUAAAGAAAACUUAGGUAUUAUUUGAAUUGUAUCUUCAUUUUAACUCAAUAAAUAGUGCAGGAGGAGUAAAUAUUUGGAAGGCCUUUUACAAGAAUUCUAGUGUGAAAGUUUUUGAUAUUUCUUAUAAUAGAACUGCUUCAUUAGAAUGUGCUUAAUGGAUGGCAAAAGUAAUAAUUAAAUAAUAUCCUGAACUUAUGCAUAUUGAUAUUUCUUAUAAUAAUUUUAAUGAAGAACAAUCUAUUGAAAUAAAGAAGGCAUUGGAUUAAAAUCAGAAUAUUUAUGGAUUUCAUUAUCAAGGAAAUUGCCCAAAAUACUCUGUUGAUUCUACUGGUCAUUUAAGAGACAGAAUCUAAGAAGCAAUUGAUAUUUAAAGAAAAAUUGAAGAAUGUAAAAAAAAUCCUUAAACAACUCUUAAAUUAGUUGAUGAUAAUGAAAUUUAAUCUUUAGAAAUAGAAGACCCUCAUAAUCAUCAUAAUUAUCACCAAUAAAAAAUAAGCAAUUUAUAAAGUGAUGCUGAAUUACAUAGAAACUUCAGAUUUAGAAGAAUUUAAGGUAUGAAACCAAUUAGAUAAAAUUAUGAUAAGGAUAGUGAAUUAGAUUCUUGUUGGAUUUGUGAUGGUUGGUAAGAAGUUAAAUUUACAUGGACUCCAGGAAAGUCAGGAGGAAUGAACAAUGAUCCAAUAUUUGUACAUUUAAACUUUGAAAGUUAUAAACCUAUUCUCAUGACAUUACAUAAUGGAGAAUAUUCUGCAUAUCGAAUGUGUCCUCCAAAUUAUAAAGUUACUUAUUUUUUUAGUAAUCCUGUUUUAGGAAUUCAAACAACUGCAAAAAAUUAAAUGAUCACUUAAACUCCCUCAGAUGAUCCAUUAUAUCAAACUAAAUAAUCAUUUUUAUAUAAUGGAGAUAUAUUAAUUGAAGGUAAUAGGAUGGGUUUUGUGAAUGAAAUGUUUACUGAAGAUAAGUAAUCAAUUAUGGAUAGAUAUUUUGCUAAAAUCUUUAGUAAACCAAGAGAAGAGGAAAAAACCUUUGAUUUAACUAAGUUUCUUACAAAAAGAGAAAAAUAAUUUUGGAGUUAUGAACUUUCAAUCUUUAAGAAUUAUCAACCUGACAAUGAAGAAAUAAUAGAUGAAUGUUUUGAAUAUGAUUAUGGAAGCUCAAAAAUCAAUAAAAUAAUUAAAGAUCCUUUAGAAUAUAAUGAAGUAAAAGAAGUAAUGAGAGAAUAUUAUCCAUAUAUUUUUGCAUCCUAUAAAUUUUAUGCAUCCACACUUAUAGGUGCUACAAUUCCUUGUAUUUCAUCAAAUGCUUUUUUUGAUUUAAUUAAUUCAACUAGUGUAAUAUCAGAUAAAUUUAGAACUGGUGAUGUUGAUUUAAAUUUCAUUUCCACUUCAAAUGUAAAAGAUAUCAAUUAUCCUAAUGUAUAUGAGAAAGCAUUAGUUAGAUAUUAAUUGAUGGAAUUAUUGGUUAGAAUAGCAGUUGAUAAAUAUAUAAGAACCUAAAUUUGUAAAUCAGUUAAAGAGAGUUUGAGAAAACUAUUUGAAGAGGAUGGAGUUAAAUUAAAAUUAUUAGAGAUAGAUCGUAGCCAAGAUUGGAGAGAUAUGCGAUACUGGAAUGAAUAAUGUGAUACUCUUUUAAGUAAUUUAAUUAUUCAAUAUAUUUAGAGGAUAGAUUACCUAUGUUAAAAAUGUUAUUCAAAUUUACUUCAAAAUUAAAUCCUAAAUAAAAAUAUUACAAACAUUUAUGGCUUCAAUUUAAAGACUUUAGAGAUUUGAUUAAUAAAUGCGAUUUAUAUUGUGAUAUAUUUGUUGAAAGAGAUGCUUAUUUAGUAUUCUUAUUAUCAAUGUAAACUUCAGUUGAUGAAUUGUUCUUGCUUAAACAUUUUCAGAUGGAAUUCUAUGAAUUCUUAGAAGCACUCGCCAGAUGUGCUGAGAAGUUAUCAUUAAUUAGAACUUAAGAUUAAUUAGGUAUUGAUGAGAGAAGACAAUAACCAUUAUUCAAAAAAUUAGAUGCUCUCACUUACCUUAUAUAUGUUAGAUUAGGAGAAUUUAUAAAGUCUUAUUUUAAAGAUUCAGAAGAUCUUUCGGAUUUCGAUAAGUGCAUGUAAAAAUAAUAUGGAUAAGUUAUCAAAUAACCAAAUCCUGAUGAAGAGGAAGAAGUAGAAAAACUGACAUCAUAAUAAGAAGAGAAGAUACUUGAAGAAUAAUUAAAAACUAUUGUAGUUCCCCCUUAAAUUACAGUGGUAAUUGAUCUAAUUAAAUAAUAAGGUUUAAUAAAAUAAGAAAACCACUGGAAUGACAUUUUUGUAAGUCAUUAAAUAGGCUUAACAAUAAAAACAGUUAAAGAACCUAUUCAAUUUGACCAAUGUAGUUUAAUACUUUAGAUUAAAGGAAGAAGAAUAAUUAAAAUGACUAUAUAUUUUAUAAUAAUGUAGAUAGAAUUUUUUAAAUUGUUUUUAAUGAUACUGAAUUCUUUAAUCUGAUUUUAUGUUCAUUUAGAAUAUAAAUAAAUUAAGGGAUUACAUUAUUCAAAUUCUAAAGUACAAUUACUAAGAAUAAUAGAAUUAANGAUGUUGAUUUAAAUUUCAUUUCCACUUCAAAUGUAAAAGAUAUCAAUUAUCCUAAUGUAUAUGAGAAAGCAUUAGUUAGAUAUUAAUUGAUGGAAUUAUUGGUUAGAAUAGCAGUUGAUAAAUAUAUAAGAACCUAAAUUUGUAAAUCAGUUAAAGAGAGUUUGAGAAAACUAUUUGAAGAGGAUGGAGUUAAAUUAAAAUUAUUAGAGAUAGAUCGUAGCCAAGAUUGGAGAGAUAUGCGAUACUGGAAUGAAUAAUGUGAUACUCUUUUAAGUAAUUUAAUUAUUCAAUAUAUUUAGAGGAUAGAUUACCUAUGUUAAAAAUGUUAUUCAAAUUUACUUCAAAAUUAAAUCCUAAAUAAAAAUAUUACAAACAUUUAUGGCUUCAAUUUAAAGACUUUAGAGAUUUGAUUAAUAAAUGCGAUUUAUAUUGUGAUAUAUUUGUUGAAAGAGAUGCUUAUUUAGUAUUCUUAUUAUCAAUGUAAACUUCAGUUGAUGAAUUGUUCUUGCUUAAACAUUUUCAGAUGGAAUUCUAUGAAUUCUUAGAAGCACUCGCCAGAUGUGCUGAGAAGUUAUCAUUAAUUAGAACUUAAGAUUAAUUAGGUAUUGAUGAGAGAAGACAAUAACCAUUAUUCAAAAAAUUAGAUGCUCUCACUUACCUUAUAUAUGUUAGAUUAGGAGAAUUUAUAAAGUCUUAUUUUAAAGAUUCAGAAGAUCUUUCGGAUUUCGAUAAGUGCAUGUAAAAAUAAUAUGGAUAAGUUAUCAAAUAACCAAAUCCUGAUGAAGAGGAAGAAGUAGAAAAACUGACAUCAUAAUAAGAAGAGAAGAUACUUGAAGAAUAAUUAAAAACUAUUGUAGUUCCCCCUUAAAUUACAGUGGUAAUUGAUCUAAUUAAAUAAUAAGGUUUAAUAAAAUAAGAAAACCACUGGAAUGACAUUUUUGUAAGUCAUUAAAUAGGCUUAACAAUAAAAACAGUUAAAGAACCUAUUCAAUUUGACCAAUGUAGUUUAAUACUUUAGAUUAAAGGAAGAAGAAUAAUUAAAAUGA